GAAGCUCUUAAAUAUUUGAUGACAUCAUCUCUGCAGUCAUCAUUUUAACAAACGUCAUCUACGGUUAUACUGAAUUUUGUCUUACAAUUUAUAAAAUACCUUCUUUUAUAUUCUUAUCAAUACUUAUUCAUAUUUAGUUUAAUGGUUUCAUCAUAAUUUAUUCUAGUGUUUCAGAUUUUUUAGUAAUAAUAAUAAUUUACGUAAUUUUAUUGCAACUUGUAGUGAUAUUUUAAUUGAUAUAAUUAAAUAAUAAUUCAUAUUGGUUUUUUCUAUGUGCUGUUUAAUUAACUAAAAAUCAUAAAACAUAAUUUAAUUCCAGUAAUAUUAUUAAACCACAGGUAAAAAAUUAAAAUAAAUUCAUUAAGUAUCAAUUGGUGAUUUUGUACUUAUUGUACAUACAGAUUACAGACAAUUGUUGUUAUAAUUUAUUUUUUAAAGUGUAAUACUUAGGUUUAACUUAAUUUAUUUCAUUAACUUUGUAGAUCACAAUGUCUGAAGCAAAAGUCAAUAGUGAAGAUAUAGACAUGGUAUUUCAAAGGCUUCGGGCAUUACCUGGCAAUAAAGUAAAUCUAUUUAUAAUACUUAGUGCUUUAAUAGGGUAAUGUUUAUAUUAUAUAUAAAUUAUCUAAGCUUUAUUAAUUAAUAUUUUUUGUUUUAUCAUACACAUUACGAAUCUGGUAUCAUUUAAAAGUCUGUAAAAUUGAGGAAUUAUUUUAAUUAUUUUAGCCAUUAAAUAAAAUAAUUUGUUUAUUUACUAUAUUUUGGAUUCUAAAUUCUAUAAUUUUAUUUAUUAUUUUCUUUUUUAAAAAAAAUAGGCAAUUUGAAUUUCUAAUAAAACUUGUCUUAGUUUUGUUAGAAUAUAUAUAAAAAUAAGAAAGUAUCUAAAUUCUAAACAAAAUUAAUUAUUUAUCAGGACGAAUAAUAAUAAUAAUAGGUACGAAGGUGUUAAUACUAUUUAAAAACAUUGACCAACAAUAUUAUUUGUAUUGUCAUCAUAUAUUAAUUAAAUCUGUUUUGUUUAUUUUAUAGUACAGUUGUACUAAAUACACUAAAUUUAAAUAAAAAGUUUGGACUUUAUUUAAUAAAAAAAAUGUUACAAAAAUGAUUUAAUCUAAUUGAUCCAAUUUAAUUAUUGACAAUUUGUGAUUUUUAUACAAAUCACAAGGUUACAGUUGAUUACAACAUAAAUCAGCCAUAAUCUCGGUCAUAACAUAUGUAAAAAAAACCUUGAAAUCUGUAAAUAUAUGCUCAAUAGUUGUUUACUAAACAAUCACUAUUAAAAACAUAUAUUAAAUAAUGCACUAUAAUUUUAUUAGUUCAAAUUACUUAGCUGGUGUACGAAAAUUGAGUAAAGGUAUUUGAAAUAUAGUUAAAAUAUGAUUAGGUUAAGUACCUAUGUAAUAAAAUUAUUAAUGCUUUGAAACUUGCAAAAAAAACUAGGUAAUUAAUAUGACAUAUUAAUUACCUAAGAUACCUAAUCAAUAUUCAUAUUUUAAAAUAAAUAAUGCAUUUAUAUUAUUUAGAUUGUAAAUUAUUUAAAACUAAUUCAUGUUAGCAUAAGUCGUCCAUCAUCAUACUAAAUUUGAUUUAAUCCCCCAAUUUGUCAAUCAUAUCCAACCACCUUUUUUUAGUCUUCCUCUCCACCUCUUCUUACAUUUAUUUUCAUUAUAAUUUUUACUGCUUCAAAUUUUUCUCUCCGUAUGAUAUGUUCAAACCAUCUUGGUCUACUUUCAACAAAUCAACAUUAUCAACUGAACUCCUGUCAGAAUUGUUUUUUCGUUAGCAAUAGUUUAUCGUUACUUAUAGAUAUACAUUCAAUUCUUAUCUGUAUCCUACUUUCUCAUCUUCCCACCUACAACAGUGGCUGCACCUGUGUGCAGCCAUGUCCAUCCUUAUUUUUUAUAUUUUAUACAAAAAAUAAUAAUAAAAUUGUGUCUCCCACAGUAUUGUCAUAAUAACUGUUAUCAAUAAAAUCAACUAUCAACUGCUUUAUAAUUAUUAUGAUUAUGUGUAAGGUGGUUCAUUCUAAUUUGGAAUAAUUAAAGUAUAUACAGUGGCGUAUUUACGACCAUGAGUGAGAGGUGCAUUAACACAAUUUAUAUGUCUAAGUUCACCUAAAUCAUACCAACCCCAUUAAUAGUAUAGAAAAGUCCUCCCUUUAAUACACUAAUGAGUAUACAUUAUAUAUAUUGAAUGUAUACCUACUGUCCCGCAAUAUAAAAUUAUUACACAUGGAUUAUAAAUUCUGAGUGGAGCGAAGAAGUUUAUAGUUUUACAAAGUUGUUUAUUUUUUUUUUAUCUGUGCGCAACUUUUUUACCAAAAGACUUGCUCAGGUGUUUAAGUGUAGCACCUUUCUAGAAGGAAAUCGGUGUGGGAAAGUAUUUUAAGGAGAUUAUUUUUCGAUUUUUUUAAGAGUACUUAUCAAAUUUGAAAAAAAUAUAAGAAAUAUAGAUAUUAGUUAAAAUAUAUUACGGCCUUCUUUUCUGUGAAUAACUUUUCUACAAACAAUAUGGCUCUGAAUUCUAAUCUAAUCUAAUGUCUUAAAAAUCAUGUUUAUAUUUCGAACAAUAGUGAAAUGAUUAGAUAACAAUUUAAAAACCCUUCUUGAAUUUUUAUCUGAUUAUAUUACUUUUUAUCAAUGCUUAGAAUAGGAUAAUUUAAUUAUUAAUUAUUGAUUAAAAUAAAAUAUUUUGAUAAUAUUAACACUGAAGUUUAUAUUUUUAUUUACUAUUUAAUUUGGUUUUAAAUAUUACCACUGGGUAAUCUUCUUAUUCGAGUCAUUCUAAACCUAUUUCUUUUUGUUUUUCUUUUUUCUCUAAUCAAACCUACUUUUUUAUAGAUUGUAAAUAUUUUUUUAAAUAAAAAUUAUAUAUAAAUAUAUUUAUUUAUUUUUUAUAUACUUUUUUCAUUAAUUGUUUCAGACUUGUUUUGACUGCAAUUCAAAAAAUCCAACAUGGUCAAGUAUUACUUAUGGUGUAUUCAUUUGUUUGGACUGUUCUGCAGUUCACAGGAGCAUGGGAGUUCAUUUGACUUUUGUAAGGUCUACUCAAUUAGAUACAAAUUGGACAUGGUUGCAAAUGCGACAAAUGCAAUUAGGUGGCAACACAAAUGCUGUAAGAAUUUUGUUUAUAAAUUUGUGUACAUUAUCACAAUAUAUACAAGGGCUAUCCAGAAUGUAUAUUACUUUUUGUCUACAGUUUCAGUGAGUAGGGAAAUAUUCAUAAUAAAAAAUAAAGUCCAUCAGUCAUAAUGCUUAGUUGUUCACUUUACUCUUCAUUUGAACACUAGUUUAACCAUUUUUAAAUCUAAUGCACUAUUGGCCCACUCCACAUUUAGUGAUUACUUUGUUUCUGUACACUUCACACAGUUGAUGAUAAAUUUAAAUAAAUUUAUGGUCUUUGACCAUAUAAAAUAAAAAUCAUAUUCCUGAUUACACCUCACAACUAAAAAAUUUAAAUUUAAAACUUUUAUUGUGAAAUAACAGGAAAUUACACAAAUCUCAUGCUAGCACAGCUAAAUUCUACUCAAACAGAUAAGCGCCCAAAAUGGCCAUGUUACCCUAAUCCAUUGCCUAACCCCACUUAAUCUACUUUCUGAAGAUCCCUUGUGUAUAUAUAUAUAUGUACAGAAUAUCCUGCAGUGUUUUCCCAAAUAAAUCUCUGUUUAUAAAUCUGCCAAUAUAUUUUUUUUUCAAUCAGGUUUUGCAUAAGGGAUGGAAGAACCCCCUGAAAAAAUAUAUCUAGUUUUCAUUUUUAAACAAUUUCAAAAUAGCCAUUUUGUAAAAUAUAUUAUCCUUAAAGUUUUAAUAUAUCAUACAUUCAUAUCCAAUAAAUAUUUUCAUAGUUAUAAUGGCUUUGAUAUAUAGAAAAUAGGCAUGGAAACAAUUAAUAUUCUAUAGAAGAUAAGAAAUUACUGUGUUAAUUUAAAUUCCAUAUUCUGUAAUGUGUUUUUCUAUUAAGGAUUAAUUGUUUUCAUGCUUACUUUCUGGAAAUUAAACCGGCUCUUACUAAAAACUAUUGAUUGGAUAUGUGUAUAACAUUAAAAUUUUUAGAACUUAUCUUUUACAAAAUGGCUAUUUUGAAAAUUUUGAAAAGUGAUAAAAUAUAGUUAUUUUUUUUUCAAUAAAUAUUGAAUAAAAUAAACAUUUUUCUCAUACAUUACAUUACAUAUAUGUGUACCCCUUGCAUAAAACCCGAAUAAAAAAAAAAAAAAAAAAAUGAAUAUUGGUAGAAAUUUUAGCAUAAGGAUAACACUGUAGGACAUCUUGUAUAUGGCUUUCAGAAUUUCAUAUGAUAGUUUAAUUUUCUAUGAAAUACUUAUUUUUUCAAAAAAUGACAUGUAAAAAGAGAUUCCACUUUUAAGUUUUUGUUUGAGGGAAAGUAGAAAAGUAUUAUAUUUUAUUUGGUGGAACAGUGUUUAAUUAGUGCUUCAUUACUCUUCCUCUACCCAAACUUAAAAGUGGAAUCUGAAUAUUUUACCAAUAAGUUAACUGAAAUUAAAAAUUAAAAUGCCAAAAUGUAAAAUUUUAUUUAUCUAUAGAAUUUUUAAUAUUGAUUGAUUUUUGAAAAUCAAAUGGUAUUGGUUUCACCAACAAACAUAAAAACAAUAAAAUGGCCAGUAAAAUCUUUUAGAAUAUAUUAUGAUCCCAAAUGGUUUUUAAAUAAGUCAUAUUUUGAAGAAAAAAAAACCUAUUCCAUGAAUAAUUUGUAACACAUUUGAAAAUUAUGUGUAAUAACUGUUUAUUUAAAUAUUUUUUUUUAUAUAUAGACAGCAUUCUUCAGACAGCAUAAUUGCAUAUCAAAAGAUGCCCAACAGAAAUAUAAUUCUAGAGCGGCUCAAUUAUAUAGAGAUAAACUUUUACAAAAUGCUAAACAAGCAAUGAAAACGUAUGGUACACAGGUAACUAUUAGAAUUUUUAGUGUUUAAAAAAUAGUUGGGAUAGAAAAAAUACAUAAGAUUUUUCACCAUAUUUAACACUGUUCACUUCUUUAUUUAAAGGUGAGUCUCCAAUAAAGACCGCAUAAGAACGAAAGUACAUUCGUCAUCGGAUGUGGCGCUAUGUAGCUUGGUCGAGACAUGUAUACGCAUAAAUACUAAUCCCUUUGUGCGAGUACAGAUCUGUUUGUCACUGAGGCGGUACAUCAAAAGAAAUGUUAUUUUGAUUGGGACGUGAUAUUUCACUGCUUUUAAUUUUCCCGUUUCCGUAUAUGUGUGAUAACGUGUACUGGUAGUGUAGUGUACGGCAAUUUAUUACGAUAGCUGUGAAGAGCAUAUUGACAAAAAAGAGUGAACCGCGGAAUCAUACCAAUAUGUCUUGUUCGUGUGGACGUUCAUUUAUUUGUACAUACGUAACCAAAUGCAAAAUGUAUGUUCGUUCACGUGUGCGCUUAUUAGAGACCCACCUUUAAAUUCUGAGUUUAGCAAAGAAUGUAUUGGUUUUACAAAAAUGUUUAUUUUUUAUAUUGUGUACAAAUAUCUAUCAAAAAUCUUGCUCUAAAGUAUCAAGUUUAGGUCUAUUUUUAAAAGGGAAUUUUCCUGAGGAAGUACUUUAGAAAGAUCAUUUUUUUGAUUUUGCUAGGAGUUUUUCCAAUAAAUGGGAAAAUGAAAAAAUAAUACAAUAUUUAACAAAUAUUAUGAAAGAAAAUAUAAAAUGGAUAUGUAAUUAUUUUACUAUAAUGUAACAUGUAUAUUGUUGAUAAAGCAACACCAUUAACCGAACUCCAUUCAGAAUUGUUUUUUGUUAGUCAUUAAAUACAGGUAUACAUUCAAUUUCCUGUCAACCUUUUCAACUACUCACAACAGUGGUCCAUCCACUCAUGAAAUCUGUCUGUCUUUUUUCAUUUUAAUUCUUUUAUUAUAUCGUUAUUUAAGUGGUUGCUACACUAACAUUUAGUUUCUCUGUGCUCAAACACUACCCCCUCCUUGGUUUCAAACAAAAUUUUAAUUUACCAAACAUUUUAUAAUAAUAUGCACUAUGUAGAAUGUACAUUAAUUUUAAGUAUUUAGUUAGGUACAAUUUAUACAAUUUUAAUAUCAUCAUGGUUGAAUAAUUCAUGUUAACACAUAAUAUUUGUAUGUAUUUAACAAAAAAUGAUUUUUAGAGAAUGUUUGUUAAACGUUUUUUGAAAUUAUAUGAUAUAUACAAUUUUCAUAAAAAAUUAAAACUCCUUAUUUAUGCUUAUAAAGAAAUAACUAGUUUAUGCUUACAUUUUUUUUUUUAUUUAUUACUACAACUUUUGUUGAAUCUCAUGUAAAAUUUUCAAACGUUUCUGUUCAACCAAAAUUAAUUAAUUUUAUUAGUUAAACUUAAAUAACAAGGUCAUUUCUAAUUUAAUGUUUUUAUUUAGCUAUUUUUAGAUCAAUCACAUUUGCAUGAAACAGUUGAAGUAAAGCCAAUCGAUUUUUUCGAAGAACACACAUCUAACAUUGAUUCAUGUUACGAAAACGUUUUAAGUAACAAUGUUGUAUCAUCAUUAACAUCUAUAAAACAAGUAAGUAAAGUUAUGCCUCUUUCAUGUAAAAUACAUAUUAAUUUUGAUUAAAUUAAUUUCUUAGGACAAUGGAGAUAAGUCACUUUUAAGAGAACCUAAAGUUUUAAACGAUGCAGAACAAAAGUCAGUUGACCAUAAAACAUUAUUAGGUGGUCGCCAGGCACAUAGUAAAAGAUCAGGUGUUAGUAUUAAAUGUAAAUUAUAAAUAAAUAAAAUAUAGUUUAUGUUUCAAUUUAGCUAAUAUAAAUUGAAUUUUUUAUUUGUAUUAAUAAUAAUGUAUUGUUUGUUUUAAAUAUCUACUUCUAAAUUUGAAUAAAAUAAAUUUCUUACCAAGCUACUUACAUCACUUAUGCACUUUAAAAAGCUAACAUACUUCAUAUUUUGAGUAGGAACAAUUUUCAAAUUAGUUAUCUAUCCCAAAAUAAAUCUAAUACAGUAUUAUUAUCCACUUUGAUUUGAAUCAGAUUGAAGUUUUAAAAAUACUUGUUAAAAGAAAUAAUAAAUAUAACUUGAUGGGAUUAUUCUAAUUUUGAUUGAUUAAAAUAUUAGUACAAUAAAUACUGAUUUCAAUUUAUUUGGUUUAAAAUAUAGAUAGUAAUGGCUUAUUUAUUUCCUUAUUUAAAUUGUUUUAAGUUCAUAAACUAAAUUAUUAAUUUACAUUACUACAUCAAUGUUGUUAGAAAAAAUAUUAAUAAAAUAAACUGAAAAGUACAUAAACUAUUUAGAGCUUACACUUCAAAGCGUUUCAACAGAAGAAAGUCAAAUAAAAAUAUUUAUAUUUAAAAAAUUAAGCUUAUUAUUUUAUUUUGCUCCAAUUUCAAGUUAAAUUAAAUUAAAUAUAUUUAUAAUCUACUAUGCUUUUAGUUGGGAGGUAAAAAAUUAGGUUUGGGUGCUCAAAAAGUUCGUGCUAACUUUGCUGAUAUUGAAAAGGAAGCAGAAUUAGCUGAUAAAAUUAAAUUCAGUGAGCCGGAAAAACCAAUAAAUAUAAUAGUGAAUGACCUCCAAGAGAAUCAGGUUUGAAUAAUUAAUGUAAUAAUAAUAUAUUAAUUGUUUACUUUUUUUAAUUUAUUUAAAAAUUAAUGUGUUUAUCAUAGAUUUCAUCAAUGAGGUUAGCAUAUCAAGAUUUAUGUAUUAAGAAGAGUAAAGAAGAGGAAAAAUUAAAACAGGUUGAUCCUAAAAAAGCUGCUCAACUAGAAAGACUGGGUAUGGGAUUUACUUCAAAAAAGUAAGUUUUAUUUUUAAAUUAUAAAAUAAUGAAGUUAUAUUGAUUAUAGUAAUUAUUAAUUUUGUUUUACUUAUAGUAUUGUUAGUCAUUCAGCAUUAAAUGAUAUGACGGCUUUAGAUAAAGAAGUAAAAAAACAAAAUAUAGAUCACAAUGAGGAUAAAUUCUAUGAUUGUUUCGAAGAAUCUAAAGCUGCUGAGAUGUUGCAUAUAAUAACCAUGGCCAGGUAUAAUACAAUAUAUAAUUUUGCUAUCUCUGAUAUACUAAUUUCUUACCUACAUUCCUCAGAAAGGGAAGAACAUUCUGAGAAAGAAAAUAAGUGCUACUCACACCUAAUAUUCUGAACCAUAUAUUAUAAAUUGACCUCAUACCUAGGCUUGUAAAAUUGUACACUAUUUUUUUUAUCACAGUCGUUCUAUGCGGUUUUCUUUAAUUCCACGAUUAUUACUAUGCUUUUGAGACAGUGUUAUAAUUUGUAUUUAUUUUUAAAUUUUUGUUAUAUCUACAUGUUCAUAUUUAUAAUCAAAUUUAUUUUCAAAUCAUAUUUAUUUAUGACAAUAAACUUAUUAUAUUAUUAUUAUUAUUAUUACUGAGUAAUAAUUUACAUAUAUUAAUUUUUAUUUAUUUUGUUUUAACCAGAAACCGUCAAAAUAAUAGUGAUGAUUUUUUCGACUUUGACGAUUCUAUGAUUAGAAGUUCGAAAUCAUCUUAUAUGCCACCAUCAAAGAUCGAACAGAUAGAAAAAAUUGAUGUAAUUAAAAAUGACUGGAAUAUUAAACCUGCAAAAAAAGUAAACAAAGAAGUAGAAAAUGGCAGUUGGGAAAGUUUUGACAAUUCUCGUAGAAAACAAGGUAGAAAUAACAGAACAAAUAAUAUCCCACCUCCACCAGCCGAAAACAAUGAAGCUUUUAAAAAGUUUGGAGAAGCAAAAUCAAUAUCAUCUUCUCAAUAUUUUGGUGAUAAUAAAACUUCAGUAAGUUAUUUUUCUAUAUUAAAAGUGAUAAGAGUGGGAAUCAAUAAAUAAUUUAUUUAAGGACAAUUUUAGUUUUAAAAUGAUAGCUAAACUUUUCUUUUACUCCACUCAUAUGAAAGAAAUGUAUUUAUUGAACUAUAUUAUAUGAACUUUUUUUUAUCAUAUAAUCAUUUGAUUGAUUGCAACAAAAAACAUGAGUAAGAUUUUCUAAUAAAAUAGUUAUAAAAACUUGUUUUAACAUUAAGUCUUAAUGCUUGAAACUAUAAAUGAUUUAUUAAAAAAAAUUAUUUCAAAAUAUUAAGAUCACUAGUUAUCAAUUUAUUUUUUUACCUCAUUGUAUUUAUUAUUUUUAAUUUUAAAUUUAAAAAAUGGUUAAAUUUUUGUAUUGUCUUGAUAAUAAUAAUAAUAAUAAUGUCUUUAAUAUAGUUUUAAAGGUGGUAUAAUUAUUUACUUAUAGGGUGAAAAAUCAAAUCUUUCACGUUUUGAAGGAAGCAAUAGUAUUUCAUCUGCUGAACUAUUUGGUAGAGAAGAAAUAAUUGGUACUAGUUCAACAUACCAACCGCCAGAUCUAGAUGAUGUAAAAGAAAGCGUUAAGCAAGGCGUGACCAAAGUAGCUGGUAAAUUAUCAUCUCUAGCCAAUGGGAUGAUGUCAUCAUUUCAGGUACCAAUAAAAUAAAUACUUCAUUUAAAUUAGCCAUGGUAGUUAAAACUGGUCAGUUUAUUACAAUACAAUAUAUUAUUUUAUUAUGCCAUUAUUACAUCAUAUAUUUAAUAUAACUAAAUGGCAAAUAAUAAAUAUGUAUUUUUCACUGUAGGAAAAAUAUGGAGGUUAUUAAAAUUGGAUUUGAUGAACACAACUGAAGGAUUUUCAAUAAAUAAUACGAAAAAAUAAGAAAUCUAUCUGUAAUAUAAAUAUAUUUUAUAUAUUUACAUAAGCAUUAUUAUAUAUACAUUUAUUAAAACCAGUUUAAUUUAUAUCCAAUUUAAUAUAUUAUUGCAAUUAAGGUAGGAAUAUUUUGUGAGUUAAUUGUAUUAAAAAGCUGUUUGAUUAGAAUAUAAGGUUUGAAAAAUGAAUUAAACCAGAUUAAAACCCCUAUUCUAAAAUAUAAUUUAUAUCAUUGAUGUGUAAUGUGAUCUUCUCAUUUCUAUAGUUUGGGUUUUGUUCAAUAUUCUUUUCAAUUAGCUUUUCAAUACAAUGUUAAGUAUCGUUUAGUUUUUUUUAAAUUUGAUUUAUUUGAUAUAGACAUAUUUUAUAUUGAAAAUAAACUUGUGAAACACAAUAACUAACCAAUUAUUUAUAUAGUAAUUAUUGUAAAUCUAAACAAUAAAUAUAAUAAUAACCGCUCAAUGUCAAUUUUUUUUGUUACACCUAUACAAUUUUUAAAAUUACUGGGGUACUUAACUAGAGAAGUUUUUUGUUGAGUUGAAU
Cinara cedri is the source of this 10116-nucleotide messenger RNA. NCBI's taxonomy places the organism in Eukaryota, Metazoa, Arthropoda, Insecta, Hemiptera, Aphididae. The record is from the annotation of a GenBank genome assembly.